AUGGACGCAGGUCCCAGCCAGCCUCACCUGACGUUCCCAUCUCUUAGUCAGGAGGACCUCGGACGCGUCGCAAAUACCAUUAUCUAUCUCUUUGACCCUUCGACCUCGGCCGACCCUGCUCGCGCAAAGCAGCUCCAAGCGGACUUGCACCAAAUACAGUCGACGACUGAGGCCUGGGGCCUAAUAGCCGGCUUAUCCGCGCACGAGGACGCAAAUGUCCGGUUCUUCUCUGCGCACACCGCCCAGGUCAAGAUAUCUCGGGACUGGGAUACCCUACCAGCGGAACUCCGACCUUCGCUCCUCAACCUCCUCCUUAGCACACUCUCUUCUGCUCUCAGCCCACUGAGCCCACAUCCGUACCAACCUGCCAACGGUGUGGUCACUCGGAAGAUCUUCGGCUCGCUCGCAUCUCUCAUCCUACGCUUACCUUUCCAUCAAUUUCCCAGUCCACUCAUCACGGUCUUGCAAACAAUUGUAACCGCUUCUGGCACGAACGGGAAUGAGCAUAAGGCGCGCAUAUGGAGUUUGGAAUGGUGUGGUAUCUGUGUGGAGGAGCUGGGCCGGGCAGGUAUUAGCGAUCAGAAAAGAAAAGCGCUGCAGAUGCAUAUCGAGGGCGAUAUGCCCGCCGUGAUGAGCGCAAUAGCUGGAGGGAUGGAGAUGGGCGAGCCACAGGUGGAGAAGCUGAAGGAGGCUGAGGCGGCAUGUAGGUGUGCCGAGAGCUGGGUGGGUUAUGGGAUACGUGCAGAUGACCUGCUGUCCCUGCUCCCUGCGCUGUACCGAUUACUCCCUCUACCUGCCGCUUCAUCCGCCAUCACCGAGAUCCUCACCGAGAGCACCUUCAAAUUCGGCAAAGCUACCAAAGCGCUGACGGAGCCGCUAGUAGCCUGGACGAUCGGGCUGGGCCAGGCAGUUCUGGACAAUGGCGAUUCCGAUACGAUGGAGGAGCUGGUCGGCGUGACCAAAAUGCUCUGCGCUUUGGUCGAGCACUCGUCAGAGUGGCUAGUCACUCGGAUCACACAGCCUGAUGUCCAAGCCUUCUUUGGAACGGUCUUGCGAUUGACGGGAUGGACUGGGACGGCUGGUGUCGAUGAGGAGGUCUCAGAGAUAACUCUGGCCACCUACCCCCUCAUCCAAGAAGCCAUCAUGGACUCGCCCCUCUUCUCCUCUCCCCACGAGACCUCGCCCGACUGGCAAAUCGCCAAAGCCCUCUUCAGCCAGCUCGUCUCUGUCAUACGAACCAAAGCCCGCUAUCCCGACGGCAGCAUGGACAAGGAGAGAAGGGAGACGUUUGACACAUGGCGUCGUGACGCCGGCGAGGUCAUCGUCUGCGCCUUCUACAUCCUCCGCGACGCUAUGCUCGGCGGCCUCACGCAGACCGCUUUGAGUCAAGUCCACGGUCCAUGGCAGGACAUCGAGGCGACGCUCCACUGCAUAUCGUUCUCUUCCGAGGCGGUCCCACUGGGCGAGGAGGUAUAUUUACCAGUCAUAUUCGGCCAGCUUCUCCCCCAGCUCGCUCAACGGGAACUCAACGAGAUCAGGCUGCGGCGUACGGUGGUCGGUCUCAUCGCGGCGUACGAGGAAUGGUUCAAGUUUCAUCCGGAUUACCUCUUACCAUGCCUUAAUUACCUCGUCAAUUCGCUCUCCCUCCCCGCCAUGGCACCCGCCGCCGCAAACACCCUCAAAUCGCUCUGCGACAUGUGUCGGAAGAAGCUCGUCCAGCACAUCGACGCAUUCGCUGAGCUGCACGGGAAGAUCGGGACCAUGGGGGCGGAGGAACAAGUCAAGGUUGUGCAAGCGAUCACAAGCGUGAUCCAAGCGCUGUCACCAGAGAACGCAAUAGGUCCAAUAGAGGGAAUUGUCACCCCCAUCAUUGACCAACUCGACGCCACUGUUCAAUCGCUUGACCCAGAACGGCCCCUCGCGCAGCAUAUCGACGCGCUGGCGGCCUGUUUCAAAGGUCUUACUCCUAGCGAGGACGAUAUCUUUGAUGCAGACGUCGAUACCACGGCCGACGAUGCUCAGAUCCGGAUUGUCAAGAUGGACCCAAGACUAGCGCAUAUACGAGAUCGGGCGGAAAGAUCAAUAGCGGGAGUCGUGAGGGUAUGGACGGGAGACGGGGAAGUGGCGGAUUCAAUAUCAUCCCUUCUCAAGCACUCUACCAUAUCUGAAACGCUCAUAUCGCUGUCCCCUCUUCCACUUCUUUUGCUUGUCUGCGCAGCAGCGGAAGUUGCACCAUCCGCUUUAUGGCUCUCCCUAGCAUCCACCUUGGUACUCCGUAUCAACUCGCCGCCCAGUCCCUUGACGAUCAAAAAGGACAAGACGCCAGACGAGCAGCAGCAACAUGAAGCAGAAGAGCAGGGUCGAUGGAAUGUGGUGGCGGAUGCAGCUCAGCGGCUUGGCCGAGUGGCGGGGAUAUUGAUAGGCUCGGACGCGGGCAUGAAGGAGCAUCCCGAUGUUGUCGAGGCCUUCUUCAAGUUCUCCUCGGCGUUAUCGUCGCGAUUUCCCGGCGUGCUGCUGCGUCUCCCAGCUCAGACCGUCGAGACGUACAUGGCUCUUGGUGUGAUGGGCCUCUCGGCGCAAGAGCGGUUCUCCUUGACCACUACUGCAUCCUUCUUUGUCGCGCUCUUUGCCAAUACUCGCUUCCCAUCCCCACUAGAACCCAUCGCCGAUUCGCUCAUCAAGCACUUUGGUCCGCAAAUCUUGCGCGCGCUGCUGCUGUCGGCCGGAUCGGACGGACCAAGGUCGGCCAUUCCCAAUCUGGCGGAGCUGCUAGCCGGUCUGAUCACGAGGGUUCCCGGUCCGGAAAUGUCCAGCUGGCUGCAGACGAUCCUCGGCGAAGAAGGAUUUCCAGAUAGGAGAUCGACGCCAAAGUCGAAAGAGCGGUUAAAAACGGAGAUCCUAAAAUCUCGAACAGCCAAAAAGAUGCGCGUUGCUCUGCACGAGUUUGCCCUCAUUGCCAGAGGACUGGACAAUACGACGUACGGUAACGCUACUGCAUUUUGA
Molecule: messenger RNA, 3003 nt
Organism: Dioszegia hungarica
Lineage: Eukaryota; Fungi; Basidiomycota; Tremellomycetes; Tremellales; Bulleribasidiaceae
Product: armadillo-type protein
Exons: 14
Coding region: 1-3003 (1000 amino acids)
Biological process (GO): protein import into nucleus
Cellular component (GO): cytoplasm; nuclear membrane
Source: RefSeq, a predicted model, not a curated record